This is a messenger RNA of Gopherus flavomarginatus (Mexican gopher tortoise), 2021 nucleotides long. It is a transcript of the gene ZUP1, whose product is annotated as zinc finger containing ubiquitin peptidase 1. Lineage: Eukaryota; Metazoa; Chordata; Testudines; Testudinidae. The transcript has 10 exons. Bases 8 to 1519 code for a protein of 503 amino acids. The record is from RefSeq and is a predicted model, not a curated record.
CCGCGCCAUGCUGCUGUGCGAGCUGUGCGGCCAGGCGCUGCGCACGGAGCCGGAGAUGCGGCGCCACCUGCUGCGCGCGCACCUGGAGUGCGAGUCCCGCUGCCCGCUCUGCUCCUUCUCCGCGCCCGGCUACGACGAGCUGCGCGCUCACGUGGACAGCGCGCACCCCGAGCCGGGCCCCGCCCCCACUGGCGGCCCGCCCCAGUGUCCUUUCUGCGGGGAGACCGGCGCCUCGGGCCGCCAGGUGGAGGCGCACGUGAGGUCCCGGCACGGCCACCUCCUGGACCCGCCGGCCCCGGGAAAUGGACAACAGCUAUAUGAAUGUCCAAUGUGUGAUCUUGUCUGUGCAAACUGUCAGAUUCUCCAGGAACAUGUGGACUUGCACUUAGAAGAGCACCGCUUUUCAGAAGUAGAUAUAAAUGCAGGUGGACGUUUAAGUGAUUUGGAACUGGCUCAGCAGCUCCAGAAUGAAGAAGACAGACAGCAAGGAUUAGAAGAAAGAGAAGAAUUCCAAAAACUCCGGAGACAAUAUGGAUUGGAUAGUGCUGGAGGCUACAAGCAGCAGUCACUAAAGAAUAUGGAAAGGGAAGUAGCUAGGGGAAGGAUGCAGCCUUCUGAAUAUCAUAAAAGAAAAGCUGACAUGAUGGAAUCUUUGGCUUUUGGAGUAGAUGAUGGGAAAACAAAGACCUCGGGAGUCAUUGAAGCACUUUGCAGGUACUAUCAAAAUGAAAUCAAAGAUGUAAGACGUGUAUGGCUUUCUACAGGAGUGGAUCACUUCCACUCAUCUUUGGGAGACAAAGGUUGGGGUUGUGGCUACAGGAACUUUCAAAUGCUGCUUUCUUCGUUAUUGAGCAAUGGCAUGUAUAAUGACUGUUUGAGAGAUAUUACUUUAAUUCCUUGUAUUCCAAAAAUUCAGUCCAUGAUUGAAGAUGCUUGGAAAGAAGGUUUUGAUCCUCAAGGAGCAUCUCACUUCAACAAUAGAUUACAUGGUACCAAGGCAUGGAUAGGAGCAUGUGAAAUUUAUUCUCUGUUAACCAGUCUCAGAUUAAAGUGUCAAAUCAUUGACUUUCACAAGCCAACUGGCCCCUUGGGUACACACCCUCGUUUAUUUGAAUGGGUUUUGAGCUACUAUUCUUCAAACAGAGAAGGUGGUACAAAGGUUGUGUGUACCCCCAAACCACCUAUCUACAUACAGCACCAAGGGCAUAGCCGUACUAUUGUUGGAAUAGAAGAGAGGAAGAAUAGAACAUUAUGUUUACUAAUAUUUGACCCAGGAUGUCCAUCCCAAGAAAUGCAGAAACUGUUAAAACAAAGCAAUGAUGAUACCAGUCUCAAACUACUUCGGAAAUUUGUGGGUAGUUUAAAAGAUAAACAGUACCAAAUAGUGGCUGUAGAUGGCAAGCUCUCACCAGAGGAGAAAGUUCAAAACACCCCAAAACAAAACACCCAUCUGUUUAUUCUUCAGAUAAAAGUUCGCUGCCAGGCUUCUCAACUGUUCACAGCAGAGAGGAUUCCUUAAAGGGUGGCCUAUUUACUACUUUUCUCUGGAACUCCGUGGAUGUGAAACUUUAAAUGCAUUUAGACAGCUUUUCAAUCAUCUUAUUUAUAAUGUGUUAAUAUUUUUCAGCAUUUUUAAUUAUACCUUGCCAAAAAAAUAAGUUUGUCCUGUUAAUUUUUUAGUAACUAUUUAUCGGCUUCAUGGUUGUGUACUCUAUACCCUGCAGGGAUAUAAGGUUGGGCCUUAUGUUAGCCGUGUACCAUAAUAAAGUGGGGAAUCUGGUCAAUUUACUGGAGUAUGGAAGAGUAUAGUGACUUGCUCCUGAGUGGCAAUAGUACCACAAGGUUUUAACUGUAAUGUGUUACUGCUGUAUGGCUUACCAAGGCUCUUAUUUACUCUUCUACCAGUUUUUAUUAGUAUCUAUUCUAAUAACCACCCUUUCUGUAUAGGAGCAACCCUAUAGGGCUAGUGUAUCUGUGUAAUUGUUAACUGCCUUAACAAUUGCAAAGUUCUUGUUCUCCUA